This is a messenger RNA of Pteronotus mesoamericanus, 667 nucleotides long. RefSeq names its product ubiquitin like 5 (gene UBL5). The transcript is spliced from 7 exons. Gene Ontology annotation, biological process: mRNA splicing, via spliceosome; protein modification process. The record is from RefSeq and is a predicted model, not a curated record. Gene Ontology annotation, cellular component: cytoplasm; nucleus. Bases 308 to 529 code for a protein of 73 amino acids. Gene Ontology annotation, molecular function: protein binding; protein tag activity. Lineage: Eukaryota; Metazoa; Chordata; Mammalia; Chiroptera; Mormoopidae.
GGGAGGCUCCUCGCGGGCGGGGCUGGGGACCCGGACCGAGCUCCGAAGGCGCAGCUGGAGCAGUGACAGGAGGCGCAGGAGCAGAGCUGGGGACCGUGAACAUAGGGAGGGCUGCCCCCUGUCCCACCAGCCCUAAGGAACCAGCCUGCAGUACAGGGGCUACAAGGGCGACUAGGUUGCGGCGUCGGCAGGUUCCAGACGAUUCGAGGUGAGGGGCCAGGUGGAGUAGCCUGGAGUCGGAGAAAGCUGUUGUGACUCGGCCAUCGACGGUCUACGGUCCCGCAAGAGGCGGCCUGAGGGGGACAGGAUGAUCGAGGUUGUUUGCAACGACCGUCUGGGGAAGAAGGUCCGCGUAAAGUGCAACACCGAUGACACCAUCGGGGACCUUAAGAAGCUGAUCGCAGCCCAAACGGGUACCCGUUGGAACAAGAUCGUGUUAAAGAAGUGGUACACGAUUUUUAAGGACCAUGUUUCUCUGGGGGACUAUGAAAUCCACGAUGGGAUGAACCUGGAGCUUUAUUACCAAUAAAGCAGAAUUCCUUCCCCACACUCUGCUCUCCCUACUUCUCCCCUCUUCUCCCCCACUCAGCCCCCACACUGGUAUGGAUGCUUGUUUUUAAAAAGUCAUGUUAAUAAAAACUUAGAAGCAGCUUCAUUGUUGUCAUCU